This is a messenger RNA of Populus trichocarpa (black cottonwood), 1480 nucleotides long. Its product is annotated as isopentenyl phosphate kinase. NCBI's taxonomy places the organism in Eukaryota, Viridiplantae, Streptophyta, Magnoliopsida, Malpighiales, Salicaceae. Gene Ontology annotation, molecular function: kinase activity. Gene Ontology annotation, cellular component: cytosol. The transcript has 12 exons. The coding region runs from base 209 to 1216 and encodes 335 amino acids. The record is from RefSeq and is a predicted model, not a curated record.
GUUAUGGUUGGAGAACAAACUUAAUCCAAACAAAGCCAAACACAAAAGCUAACGAGUCACACUCAGCCGAUUCUAAGUUAAACCAGAGUCGAACAUUCGAGUCACAGUACACUGUUGUUGAAUAUUGUGUUGACAGGCAGUGCCUCAAACCCCAACAGAGAUUUGCAAACAACAGAAGCAGAAAAAACAUCAGAAGAGAAGCCAACAGAUGGAGGACACAACAACCCUCAGUGUAACCAAACCAAUCCGUUGCAUUGUUAAACUUGGAGGCGCGGCAAUUACUUGCAAGAAUGAUUUAGAGAAGAUAAAUGAAGAAAAUGUUGAGAUUGUUUCCUCACAGCUGAGGGAAGCCAUGAUUACUGGGUCUAGCUCACGAAAGGUUCUUGGGAUGGAUUGGAGCAAGAGACCUGGAAAAUCAGGAAUUUCUUGUGAUGCUGACGAUUUUGAGGACCAAAACUUGGAUUCUAGCAGUUUUGUUGUUGUUCAUGGAGCAGGUUCCUUUGGGCACUUUCAGGCAAGCAAAUCAGGGGUUCAUAAAGGAGGAUUGAACAAACCACUUGUCAAGGCUGGUUUUGUUGCCACACGCAUUUCCGUUACGACUCUUAAUCUCGAAAUUGUUCGAGCAUUGGCCAGAGAGGGCAUUCCUACCAUUGGAAUGUCUCCAUUUUCAUGUGGAUGGACAACUCCUGAAAGAAAUAUGGCAUCUGCUGAUUUAUCAAUGGUAGCUCAGGCAAUCAACUCCGGAUUCGUACCUGUCUUACAUGGAGAUGCUGUACUUGAUGAUUUGCAGGGAUGCACCAUAUUGAGUGGUGAUGUUAUUAUACGUCAUCUUGCAGCCUAUUUGAAACCUGAAUACGUUGUUUUCCUGACAGAUGUUUUGGGUGUUUAUGAUCGUCCUCCUUCAGAACCUAAUGCAGUCCUCUUGAGGGAGAUCGCUGUGAGUGAAGAUGGGAGCUGGUCUGUUGUGAAACCAACACUUGAGGACAUGAAAAAGCAAGUUGAAACAACUGUUGCAGCCCAUGAUACGACUGGUGGAAUGGCGACCAAGAUAUCAGAAGCUGCAUUGAUUGCAAAACUUGGAAUUGAUGUCUACAUUGUGAAGGCAGCAACAACCCAUUCUUCGAGGGCUUUAAGUGGAGAGGUGAGAGGCGCUCUUCCUGAAGAUUGGCUUGGGACCGUCAUUCGGUUUGUUGGUAAAGGAAAUAGCAACUGCUGAAUGUUGGGAGAUUUUGGUCAGAGGCACUGAAGCUUAACCAAAAAGACAUGUCUCAUAAAAUGUUAGAAAGAUGUUUCUUUUAGGACCACCCUGGCUGAACAGGAUCCCUUGAAAUUUAUAGGGUAAUAAUUUGUUAACUUGCCCUGGUCAUAUCUCAACAGGAUUACCAACCAGGCAACCAGUGAUACUCAAAUUGUUGAAUCCUCCACGAGAGCUCAUCCACAUCUCUUAAGAAUUCAAUUGAUUGUAGCAAUUUGCAUGCCA